AUGAGUCGGCUGCCACCGGCGAGUGUAGCUCGAUCUCUUUCGCAAGGCCGGCCGGGCUUCUACCGCUCCAAGUCGUCGGUUGAUCCCCGCACCCGCACCGAACUGACCCGGAAACCUACGCAGAAGGGACUCCCAGAGUAUGAAGAGCCCAAGCACCGCCCUAUAUCCGAACAUCCUCGAUUCAGCUCCAUCUCCAAUGCUACCACCGAGGCUAGCUUUUACGAGGAUAAUGAUAAUGUGACGCCGCGGACAACGACGCCUAAUAUUAGUGAGGAAGCGCAUGAAAUACCGCGCACCGAGUCACCAGAGGAUUUCACGUCACGUCCGAGUGGAGCGGAGGGUGCGCCUGUUGUUGUGGCGGUUGCGGAUCCGCAAGGUUCAUCGAUCGACUCAUCAACUUCGCGACUGCACAUCCCACGCACCUUGGCACCGCCGGUGUCACCGCGGACGCGUCCAUCCAGCAGUGCCAAGGUUACACACCAUGAGAGUUCUGAUGAUGAAUACAGCAGCUCCAAUGGUGGGUCGACGUUCUCCAAACCUCGCAAGCUGUCAGACGGAAGUGCUGUGUCAUUGCCGUAUUCUCCCAUGUCGACAUUCCCUGCACGACCACACCCUCGAUCGCCGUCCUUGAGCUCGGAAACAUCAGGAACGGGAACGAACCACCUACCCCGCCCUUCUUUUAAUUUCUCUCGACCGCUGAGUCGAUCAAGUACGACCUUGUCUGCUCCUGGAUCUUCGACGCCUACUGAACCGAUCCUUGCCUCGGAAUCGAACCAUAUGACCCGUCGCGGCAAGCCGACUCCGCUUCUCUUGCAGCUUUCGACCGAAGAUGCUGCUGCAGUGGAAGCCAUGGACGGCGAGCCGUCGUCCGCCAUGUCGUCUUAUAUGUACGCCAAGUAUGCGCUUCCGCGCGGACGCUUCCUUUCACGGGAUUCCGUGGUCUUUGCAGGCUUGCAAACGCCUCAUUUCGAGUGGGAAGAGCCCAUAUUUGAGAAAACGCCUCCCCGGCAUUCAGAGGAGCCAAUACGUUUGGCACGGACGCCAUCCCCUACGCCCCCUCGCCAAUUAGAGCACUCGCCCAAGCCUCGCUCGAUGCACGAAGUCCCAGCUUCUAAGCCUCAAUCUCCACCUCAAUCCCCGCCUCACCCUCAGCGCCAGCCUCAACCUCAACUUCAACCUCAAACUCUCAAGUCUCGGCCUGUUCCCGACUCACCAGUGGAGCCGGUAUUACGGCCCUCUGCUGAGAGCACCCGACCAACGAACAAUGACAGGGAUGAAACUGUCUCUUCUGCGGAUUCGGCUAGCACAGUGCGACCCCAAGCCCCCACCGCUCAGGUCUCAGCUUCCGGCCUUACAGCCGACGAGCACGUGGCCAAGGGUAUUGAAUGCCACGAGCGAGGAUCUCUGAGUGAGUCGACGUAUCAUCUGCGGAUUGCCGCGAAGCAGGACCAUCCAACGGGAAUGCUGCUUUAUGCGCUGGCCUGUCGACACGGUUGGGGCAUGCGAUCCAAUGAGAAGGAGGGGGUACGAUGGUUACGCAAAGCUGUGGAUUCUGUCGGAUUGGAUAUGUUGGCCGAUCCGGAUGCUCCCGGUGCAUCGAAGGCGAAGGAAUUACAAAAGGCUAACCGGGUUCAAUUUGCUCUGAGCAUAUAUGAACUAGGCGUCAGCUACUUGAAUGGUUGGGGUAUCAAACAGGACAAGGCUUAUGCUCUGCGCUGCUUCGAGAUCGCCGGUCAAUGGGGCGACGUUGAUGCCAUGGCCGAAGCUGGAUUCUGCUAUGCGGAGGGUGUUGGCUGUAAAAAGGAUAUGAAGAAGGCGGCACGCUUUUACCGCCAGGCUGAGUCCAAGGGUAUGAGCAUGGUUGGAAACAGCUGGAUCUACAAGGACAAAUACAACGAGGAGUCCAAUGGACGCGCCCCCAGUGGACGCUCCCGUGGCCGAAAUGCCAGCGGAGAGAAGGACAAUAAGCCACGCAGCAAGUCCCGCACUCGCAGUAUCUUCCAACGCAAGAAGUCCAACAUAUCAGAGGCAUAG
Messenger RNA from Penicillium psychrosexuale, 2034 nucleotides. Its product is annotated as tetratricopeptide repeat protein. Gene Ontology annotation, molecular function: protein binding. NCBI's taxonomy places the organism in Eukaryota, Fungi, Ascomycota, Eurotiomycetes, Eurotiales, Aspergillaceae. The transcript is spliced from 2 exons. Bases 1 to 2034 code for a protein of 677 amino acids. The record is from RefSeq and is a predicted model, not a curated record.